Neodiprion fabricii is the source of this 1182-nucleotide messenger RNA. RefSeq names its product phospholipase A1 VesT1.02-like. The coding region runs from base 56 to 1063 and encodes 335 amino acids. NCBI's taxonomy places the organism in Eukaryota, Metazoa, Arthropoda, Insecta, Hymenoptera, Diprionidae. Gene Ontology annotation, molecular function: lipase activity. The record is from RefSeq and is a predicted model, not a curated record. The transcript is spliced from 7 exons.
AAUCAUUAACGCUUUUGGAAAUCGGUAGCAUUCUUCCAAGAUUCUCGACGUAGCGAUGAUUCGACUUGCAAGUAUACUCUUCUUGUGGCUGCCAAUUGCCAUGGCAGGGAACGAAACGUACGAGCCCUGCGAUCCGUGCAUUUGGCAAGCGUCGACGUCAAAAUUGGCAGCUAUCAAAUUACGGCUGUAUACAGGCGAGACUGUCGACGAAUACACGGAGGUGGUAGUCGGCGAAGCUGUGGGCCUCAUGGAUCAGAUGAACCUUAGCCAGUCGACCGUCGUUUAUAGUCACGGUUUGUUCGGGACACCGAAUUGGAAAAGCAGCGAGGCCAUCGCCGAGGCAUACAUCAAACGAGGGAACUACAACGUCGUGCUCCUCGACUGGGCGAGUAUAACUGACACCGAAUGGUUCUACGCCGGUCGAAGCGUUCCUGGUGUCGGCUACACCCUGGCGACGGUCCUGAACGAGUGGGUGGCAGCCGGUAUGGAGGUUUCCUCCCUUCACAUCGUCGGCCAUUCGUUGGGAGCACAAGUAUCCGGGUACGCCGGGCGAUACGCGAAUUUCACACUGUCCAGAAUCGUAGGUCUGGACCCGGCGUCGUUCCUGUUCUAUACCGCUUUAGAGCAUGUGAAGUCUGGCGAUGCUGAUUUCGUCGAAAUCAUUCACACCGAUGCCGGCGUCAUUGGAAUCGACCUGCAAACAGGAGAUGUCGACUUUUAUCCCAACGGUGGCGUCAACUUGCAACCAGGCUGUCUGAUACCAGAGGUCUGCAGCCAUCUCAGAGCUUGUUACUAUUACGCCGAAUCCGUACGAAAUGAGACUGCAUUCAUUGGCCGUGCAUGCGAUUCGAAUUCGGCAUUCGAAGAAGGCUCAUGCGAUUCGAAUGACACAGUGGUGAUGGGCUACGCUACGCCGACCACCGCGAGCGGCGCGUAUUAUCUCGAGACCAACAGCGAUAUGCCUUACGGCCGAGGAGAGGAGGGCGCAACUUACAAGAAUGCGACUAAUGUAGUAUCUGCAACUGCUGAAUCUCUGUGGAAGGAAAUGAAGUCAAUAUUUUAAUUGGGAUUGGGAUUGGGAUUUCGUAAUCGGCAAUAUCCGCCGAGAGACACUAAUAUUCGUAUUGUAGCGUCGAUCCACCAAUGUUUUCAAAAAUAAAUAAAUGUUCAACCAGCAAGAUA